GUUGUCGUUGUUGCUGCUGGCAGAGCGCAGGCCGCAGUGAUUUGGUAGCCGCUGCAGUAGGAGGAAGGACCGCGGUUCUACCCCUUCUAUCUUUCAGUUUCGUCUCGAAAUUUUAUCGGUGGUUCUUUCUGGUAACGAUCGGUACAUUGCGUGUACAGUAACGGAGCUCUGUGAUUAAACAAGUUAUAGUAUUACCAACGGACAGUGAUAUCAAUCGCCAUUUUAAUCGCACGUUUCCCCUGACAGAAGCGCUAGCACAACAAUGGCUCUGAAAAGAAUUCACAAGGAGUUGAACGACUUGGCACGCGACCCACCGGCCCAGUGUUCUGCAGGACCAGUAGGAGAUGACAUGUUUCACUGGCAAGCCACAAUAAUGGGACCUAAUGACAGUCCUUACCAGAGUGGGGUUUUCUUCUUGACCAUACACUUCCCCACAGACUACCCCUUCAAACCGCCAAAGGUUGCAUUUACCACGAGAAUCUACCACCCAAAUAUCAACAGCAACGGCAGCAUUUGUCUUGACAUUCUGCGAUCACAGUGGUCUCCGGCUCUCACCAUCUCCAAAGUCCUCCUGUCCAUCUGCUCUCUGCUGUGUGACCCGAACCCGGACGACCCCUUAGUACCCGAGAUCGCCCGCAUCUACAAGACGGACAGGGAAAAGUACAACAGAAUAGCUCGGGAAUGGACACAAAAGUAUGCAAUGUAGUGUUGGGUUAGAAUCAUGGCCAACCACCUCUACGACCUAAGGUUAGGGGAGCUUCAGACGUAAAGAGAAAACAAACAAAAAACCAUUCAAACAAAUGAAAAGUUUAAAACAAGAUCUUGUUGGUUUCCGUUGGAGUGCUUUCUUUGAGCCACACCUCCCCCUUCACCAGAGUACCUGUAAAACUCCCUCUGCCCCUCCUCUCUUUUUCUCUCUCUCUUGCUCUCUCUUUCUCUCUCUCCCUCUCUCUCCUCCCUCUGUUUGACUCUGUCUUCCCUCCCCUCCAGCCUCUCAGCUCACCUGCCCUCCUCCCUCCAGUGUACAUAUUGUCUGCUUGCAAUGGUAACACCCAUCUCCCCCUGCUCCUUUUUCACCUCCCUCCCCUGUGACCUCUGGCCCCAUCUCCGGACUUCUGUAUUGAGUUACAUGUUGUCACCACACAGGUUGGGCUGCCCCCCCGAAACAAACUCCUUCUUCCACUCACCUGAAUCCGCACCCCUUCCCCAGACGUUAAUCCUUAAAAGCAAUCAUUUAAGCAUCUGUAAAACUUGGAGGAGACCCUUUUUCCUCUUUUUCCCUAAUUAUUUAGGACAGUAGGAUUUUUACACUCUGCAUCCUUUCUUGUUUUGUCACCUUUUAUAAUUCCCAUCUAUAGAGGUGACGAUUCAAGAAAGCGAUUUAUUUUGGAGUCAAAGGGCACUCUGUAUUUUAUAAAAUGAAUACUUAAAAAUAAAUCAUUGCAGGCUGGGGAAAAUGGGGGAAAGUGUGCACAUGGCCUAUUUUGGUGUUGGAGGAUUCUAUGAAAGGACUUGGAUUUAUACCCACACCUCCUGCUCCUAACUACCCCCCCUCCCCAACUAAGUUGACCCCUUUGUACACACACAUAGACACACAUGCACGCACAAUUGUAACCCCCAUGUCACCCCGACCACUACCGCCAACUUUUCUUUACUCACAGUGGAGGUUCUGGACCAGGUAUUUAAGCAAUUUAUUUUUCUUAGUUUAACCUGUGUUUUUAUCUCCCCUCCCCCGCCCCCCAUAACUCUUUUAGGUUGCUUUUUUUUCUCCUUUUUUCUUAUUUGGUUUCUCUUUUUGUUUUUGCUAUUGUUAAAUUAGAGGCUAACAUCUUAAAUGGCUAUGGGACUGGCUUGGGCUCUGGGUGCGAGGAGAACCCACUCUUCUUGCACAAAACCUCUGUAUAUUGAAUUACCUGAGAGGCUCGUUGAGCUUUGUGUGUUGAUUAAACUGUGUAAUAAAAACCCAUUAUUCCUG
This is a messenger RNA of Cyclopterus lumpus (lumpfish), 1975 nucleotides long. It is a transcript of the gene ube2d2, whose product is annotated as ubiquitin-conjugating enzyme E2D 2 (UBC4/5 homolog, yeast). The coding region runs from base 263 to 706 and encodes 147 amino acids. Gene Ontology annotation, cellular component: nucleus. The record is from RefSeq and is a predicted model, not a curated record. Gene Ontology annotation, biological process: protein polyubiquitination; ubiquitin-dependent protein catabolic process. The transcript has 7 exons. Gene Ontology annotation, molecular function: ubiquitin conjugating enzyme activity. Lineage: Eukaryota; Metazoa; Chordata; Actinopteri; Perciformes; Cyclopteridae.